UAGAAAAUCGCAUAUGUAUUUUACUUUAUUAUUAUUAUUUUAGAAAACCAAAUGUAUAUAUGAGUGAAUAUCAAAUGAGAUGAAUUUGAGAAUAAGUGAAUAGAAUGAUCAAAUCUUAACCAUAUACAAACAAUCAAAAUUAAAAUAAAGAACUACUCUUAAAAAAUAUCAUAUUUCACUUGAAUAAUUGAAUAAUUUAUAAUCAUAGAUCAUUCUUGUAAGGUGUUAUAGUAAAUAUUGGAUCCUCACAUUUUAAAACUCUUGUCUGCUAUCUACCAUUGCUGUUAUGAUUUUGCGGAGGCUAUGAAUAAGAACGAGUGGGUGCAGAGGACGCGGAGGCCCGAUGUUGAAGGAAAAUCCAAUUUAUUGUAUCUAUCUUUCAUUCAUAAUUAAGGAAGAAAGUGUACAAGAAUACUGGAGUUGACGCAUAAGGAUACAAUGAUGUCCUUCAGAUAAGGAAGAAUAAGCGCCAAGACUAUAUCUUCAAGAAGCGAAUGGAAGAAGACGGAGAUACUCCUUCUUCUCCUUCCCCUCCCUGUAUCAUCAACACAAUACAACACAUUCGUAUAUUGACACAAUCAUUAUCGUCUGAUGAUCCUGCUUCACAACUGGAAGCAACUACUGAGAUUUGUAAGCUACUAUCAAAGGGCCAAAUUGCUCUAAUUGAUCAGGCAAUCCGGGAAGGUAUUGUCCCUCAGCUUGUGAGGUUUUUGGAAAGGAAUGAUAUACCCCAACUGCAGUCCAAGGCAGCGUGUAUUCUAACCAACAUCACGUCGGGAACGUCCGAGUCUGAGCAUACAAGAACUGUGAUUAAACAUGGUGCUGUUCCCCUGCUUGUGAACCUUCUGUACCGUGGUAAUUAUGACAUGAAAGAGCAGGCAUUAAGGGUAUUAGGUAAUAUUGCUGGUGAUUCCCAAAGCACAAGGGAUGAUGUUCUUAGUCAUGGUGCACUCUUGCCAUUAUUUGGUCUGUUGUGGAAUCCAACUAUAGUAAAACCAUCUAUCUUGAGGAUCGGUACAUGGACUUUAUCACACUUGUUCCAUGGAAAGCCUCCUUCCAAACUUCUUCAACAGAUACAGCCUGCAUUGCCUUUCGUUCAUAAUCUCUUGUUGAUGGCUGAUGAAGAAGUUGUAGUAAAUGCAUGUCGGACUCUCUCUUAUCUUACUCAUGACGGCUCAAGUAAAAUGAUCCAAGCUGUCAUUGAUGCCAAUGUCUGCCCUCGACUUGUAGAGUUACUACAGUCACUAGAAUCAAACGUUGCUGCACCUAUACUGGUGACUCUAAGGAAUCUUACUCUUGGUGACGAGGCUCAAACUCAGAUUCUAAUCGACAAUGGAGUUCUCCCUUGUCUUAAACUAGUUCUUUCAAGCUGUGAUAAGAUCGUCCUGAGACAUGCUUGUUCGGUAAUCUCAAAUAUCACACGCGGAAAUAUAUCUCAAAUACAGGCCGUCAUUGAUGUUGACCUUAUUAGUCCUCUUGUUUGUCUUACAAAGGCUGAAUUUGACAUCAAGCAGGAGGUUGCACAGGCUAUUGUCAAUGCCGCAGAUGGAACUCCUCAGCAGAUUCAGUUCUUGGCGAGUAAAGGAUGCAUUGAGGCACUCUGUGAUCUCUUGACCUGUCCAGACCCAACUACUAUGACAUCAUGUCUGUCUGGGCUGUAUAACAUUUUACUUGCAGGAGAAACAUACAAGGGUGAUACUGUUUGGGUCAAUGUUUAUGCUGAAAAGGUUGACAAGUGUGGAGGAUUGGAAAAGAUUGAAAGUUUGCAGUGCAAUGACAACAAUGGCGUUUCUACUAUGGCUAUGGAUAUUUUGGGGACAUAUUGGCCCGAGAGUGGUAGUGAGCAAGAUUAAAUAAUACCUAAUUACUUUUUUAAUAAACUAGGUCUUUUCUUUUUAAUCUGUCUCAUAUUGAAUAGUUGUCUGACAUAUACAUACAUUACAAUGAGAAGAAAAGGAAAAUUAGAUUUGCUACAUGUGUAAUAAUAAAAUGGAAAUUCUUAUAUUGUUUAGUUAA
Cicer arietinum (chickpea) is the source of this 2016-nucleotide messenger RNA. RefSeq names its product importin subunit alpha-4-like. Gene Ontology annotation, cellular component: cytoplasm. Lineage: Eukaryota; Viridiplantae; Streptophyta; Magnoliopsida; Fabales; Fabaceae. Gene Ontology annotation, molecular function: nuclear import signal receptor activity; protein binding. The record is from RefSeq and is a predicted model, not a curated record. Gene Ontology annotation, biological process: protein import into nucleus.